AUGUCAACUGCUUCUCAGCAUCUUUCUGAUAACUGUAUUUUUUGCAAGAUAAUAAGACAUGAGAUUCCCUCAUUUAAACUGGUCGAAACCGACAAGAGUUUCGCAUUUAUGGAUAUUGAACCUCUAAGUGAAGGUCAUGCUCUUAUUAUUCCUAAAUAUCACGCAGAAUUUAUGCAUCAAGUGCCUGACGAGUACUUGUCUGAGACGAUGCCUAUUGCCAAAAAGAUUGCUGCAGCUGGAGGUUAUUCUCAGUAUAAUGUGUUACAAAAUAACGGUAGAUUGGCUAAUCAAGCAGUCCCUCACGUUCACUUUCAUGUUAUUCCUAAGCCAGAUACAGAAACGGGUCUAGGCAUUCGAUGGAGACCUCUUGAGAAGAGCAAGGACGAGAUCAAGGCGAAAUAUGAGAGCAUUAUGCAACAUAUGUAA
This is a messenger RNA of Rhizopus microsporus ATCC 52813, 426 nucleotides long. Its product is annotated as HIT domain protein. Bases 1 to 426 code for a protein of 141 amino acids. The record is from RefSeq and is a predicted model, not a curated record. NCBI's taxonomy places the organism in Eukaryota, Fungi, Mucoromycota, Mucoromycetes, Mucorales, Rhizopodaceae. Gene Ontology annotation, biological process: nucleotide metabolic process. The transcript is spliced from 6 exons. Gene Ontology annotation, molecular function: catalytic activity.